AUGGAUAUAUUAGUUCUGGUUAACUCCAUAAGGCAAAACAAUGAACACUUCGCCGAAGCCAACCAGAUGCUAACAGAACUAAUAUCAGACAAUCCAGAUGAAUUCAUUCACCAACUUUGCGCUGCAAUUCCAAAUGCAAAGGAUGCUAAGUUGCAGAUAGGUGCAAUUCAGUUUCUAACCAUCCCAAUUGAACGAAAUGGUAACUGUUUUGUAAUGAAUUCAUCUACAACUCGUAUCUCUGACGCAGCAAAAUUAGAAGUCAAAGAAUUACUGGUGAACAUGCUCAAUUGUCCACAUGAAAUUGCAAAUGCAGCAAGUAAGGUACUAGUUUUUUAUACUAGUUCUAAUUCUUGUGACUCUAACAGUUUAUUCCAUGAAUUAAUGGAGAAUUGUUAUCCAGAGAAUGCUCAAAAUUUGAGUUUAGCGUAUUUUCAAACACUUACAGAUCUCUCUAGUUCAAUUUAUCUUCAGGAAAGAGAAAACGAAACAACAAUUUUACAAUUAUACAAUUUUUGCAGUUCAAUUGAACUACAAAACAAAAUUAAAAUAGAAAUUCUCAAAAUAAUAGGAAAUGUACUACGAAUUCCAGCAAAUCAAGAAGGGGAUCAACGUUUUUUCGAAGUUUUUCAAUAUAUUUGGUCUUUAUGUCCACAAUUUCCAGAACAGUGCUUUACAAUACUUACACAAGGCAUCCAAGAUCAUGGUAAUGUUAUAUCUCAGCUCCCAAACCUCGUAGAACAGACAAUGGCCGCCAUUACAUCCGAAGACAAAAAUACAAGGCUUGCAGCCAUUGAAAUGCUCUUAGUAAGGUAUAUGGACCCCGACCCAUCCUCUUUGGCUUCAUUUAAUCCAAUAGUUGACGGCCAAGAACAACAAAUAAUACAAAUCAUGAUAAACAUCCUGGAAGCAGACCCAGAUGUCGAAGUUAUACAGAAUGAUUCAUUUUCAGGUAAAUGCAAGCGAGUUCUCAAGGAAUUAUGUGAUUCUAUCUACCAAAUCGUCCAAGAAAACAUACAAACUUACAUUGAGAGCCAUCUCGAGUCAGAAAUAGUUGGUCAGAGGACUGUGGCCAUGCUUCUCUUCUCUAUCGCUGUUUCUAAGGGAGAUGAAGGAAUUUUACCGUUUAAAGACGAAAUUCCACAGAUAAUUUCACAGGCAUUGCAAGACCCAACAGAAAGAGUUGUUAACGAGACACUUUCUAUAGUUUCAACCUUAAUUAUUUCGAAUUUUUUACAGAUCGACGAAAGCCUCAUUACAUUCAUUGCUCCUCAUGCCUGCAGCACGAGUAUCAAUCUUUCGCACUCAGCUCUCGAUACUCUUUUCGUAAUAAUCUCAAGAUGCAAUGAUGAGCUACGAACUCUUGUUGCUUCAACUGUAUUCUCAUAUAUACGUGAAGUAACAGACGAAAAUACGAGAGGCAACCUUCUCAGGAACUUAACAGACCUUUGUAAAAAAUUAUCCGAAGAAGUAUCUGCGACAAUUGUAGAACCAGCAGUCCAGCUUGCCAUGGACAUUCUACAAGAGUCAACCCCUGAAUCUCCCGCAGUUUCUCUAUCUCCAGCCAUUGGAUUUGCCGCAUCCGUUUUUAUGGCGGCCGGUACAAGCGUUGGUGAGCUUGCCGAUGAGUAUUUCAAGUUCGGUGUCCAGCUUAUCGAGUCAGAUUUAACAUGCGAUGGCAUUAUUACCCUUGCAGCCGUAAUGAAGAAUUUUGCAACAGCCGAUCCAUCAUUUAUGGCCACUUCCAGCUCCUUAAUUGCAGAGCAGCUCCCCCUAUUAUCGAAUAGCGAUGACCUGCUCAGCAUCCUCCAGCUGGCUCUCUACACAGUUCCAUUUUCUGAAAGCGAAGAAUUGUUAACGGUCAUUACAAACUGUUUAUUCGAAAUUGGACUGACCGCGAAGAUUUCUCCGGACUUCAGAACCAGUGUUCUCAACGUUUUGGUCGCUGUUUUCGAAAGGAUGCCUGAAUUAAUCACAUCUCGGUUACAUGAAUUCUUCGAAAUCGCUUACUACGCUGGAAUAUCGAUUAUUUCAUCAAAGCAGAGGUUGAAGAUAUUUAUCGGAGCUGAAAGAUUCUUUACAGAAGAUCUACUUUACGCAAGAGCUGUUUCUGAAUCAAUUUUCGAAGUUGGAUACGAUAUCAAAAACAGAAGUAAGUGGAACGCAAAGCUACUAAUAACUCUACUGGAGAUUGCUUUGGUGACAGAUCCUCAAUAUCAGUGGACUUAUCAAUCUCUCAAAUUUAUUUCGAAUCAGUUUUACAAACACAUAAAACCGUAUAUAGACGAUGAGAGUGCUGAAAGAAUUAUUGAGCUCCUGCCUAUCAAACCAGUGAAUCCUCAAUUAGAAAGUCAAGAAUAG
Molecule: messenger RNA, 2358 nt
Organism: Trichomonas vaginalis G3
Lineage: Eukaryota; Parabasalia; Trichomonadida; Trichomonadidae
Product: armadillo (ARM) repeat-containing protein family
Exons: 1
Coding region: 1-2358 (785 amino acids)
Source: RefSeq, a predicted model, not a curated record